Molecule: messenger RNA, 2256 nt
Organism: Morus notabilis
Lineage: Eukaryota; Viridiplantae; Streptophyta; Magnoliopsida; Rosales; Moraceae
Product: disease resistance-like protein DSC1
Exons: 3
Coding region: 1-2256 (751 amino acids)
Biological process (GO): defense response
Molecular function (GO): ADP binding
Source: RefSeq, a predicted model, not a curated record
AUGGGCGGCAUGGGUAAAACUACACUCGCCCAAGUUAUAUUUGAUCAACUCUCUUCUCAAUUCGAAGCUUGUUGCUUUGUUGCAAACGUGAGGGAAGAAUCGGAGAAGGGAUCAUUGAUUAACUUAAGAAAUAAGCUUCUUUCUGAAUUAUUAAGGGAAGAAAAUCUAAAUGUGGGAACCCCAUCUCUAGGACCAACUUUUGUCAAAGAGAGGCUCAAGCGUACGAAGGUUCUCAUUGUUCUCGACGAUGUUAACCAUGUCGAGCAAUUAAAUUCUUUUGUUGGGGACCGUGACCAAUUUAACCGUGAAAGCAGAAUCGUUGUAACAACUAGAGAUGCUAUGGUGCUUAGGGGCAUGGCAGUGGAUGGAAUGUAUGAGGUUAAGCAAUUACAUUUCAAUGAGUCUCUUCAACUAUUUAAUUCGAUAGUUUUUGAAGGAAACUCUCGGGAUAUGGAUUAUAUGGAGCUAUCGAAAAAUGUGGUAGAGCAUGCUGGAGGCCUUCCAUUGGCAAUUACAGUUUUGGGUAAACACUUUCGUUCCCUGAGCCAAGAAAUUUGGGAAAUGGCGUUAGAGAAACUAAAAAGUGUUCCUCAUAAUGAUAUUCACAAUGUGUUGAGAAUAAGCUAUGAUGGGCUGGAGAAAAUAGAGAAAGAUAUCUUUCUAGAUAUUGCAUGUUUCUUCAAAGGGAUGCGUAGACAUUUGGUGGAAAAGAUACUUAAUGGUUGCGAGUUUUUCGCAAGUAUAGGUGUGGAUAUUCUCAUUGAUAAGUCCCUCGUAACUAUUGAUCCUCGUUAUAAUAGGCUUCAAAUGCAUGAUCUAUUGCAAGAAAUGGGUAAAGAAAUUGUUUGUCAAGAAUCUAAAGAAGUUGGGAAGCGCAGUAGGCUAUGGAUUACUGAAGAGGCUUGUCAAGUCCUAGAGAACAAUGAAGGGACUGCAAAAGUUGAAGGAAUAUUCCUAGACUUGUCCAAAAUUGAUGAAGAGAUACACUUGGAACCUACAGCUUUCAGAAAGAUGUCUAAUUUGAGAUUGCCCAAAAUUUACAAUUCCUCUUCUGUCAAGAAAGGCAAAUUGGACCUUGAAGAUCUCCAGUAUCUUCCUCGUUCACUUAGGUAUCUCGAAUGGCAUGAAUAUCCUCUAAAAUAUUUACCAUCAAACUUUAAGCCAAAGAAUCUUGUUGACCUAAAAAUGCCCUACAGUCACCUUGAGCAACUUUGGGUUGGAGUCCAGGACCUUAACAAGUUAAGAGAAAUUGAUCUAAGGCACUCCAUUCACCUAACUCAAAUUCCAGAUCUGUCAAGUGUUCCAAAUCUUGAGAGAAUAAAUCUCGAGUAUUGCACAAAUUUGCUUCAAGUUCCUUUGAACACUCAGCAAAAUGUUAACAAGCUUAUUGAUGUGGAUCUAAGCCACUGCUACCAGCUUCAGAAUGUUCCAGAUAGUAUAUUUGCUGCUGCCUCUAUGACAACUCUUACUCUCAUAGGCUGUACUUGUCUCAACACUCUUCCAAUGACUAUAACCCGGAGCCUUGUGUCUUUAAAUUUAAGUUCAACUGGAAUAACGUCUUUGCCUUCAUCAAUUGUCUCUCUCAAUAAUCUUUCGAAAUUGUCUCUCAGAAACUGUACAAGACUUGCAAGUCUUCCAAGUUGCAUGAAUAAGCUGGAUUCUCUAGAGGAACUUGAAUUAGGCGGCUGCUCAAUUCUUGACAUGUUUCCAGAGCUUCCAUUGAAUAUAAUGAGGUUGGAUAUUGAAGGGACAGCAAUAAAGCAUGUGCCCUCAUCAUCAAUUGAGGAUCGAUUUUAUCUUUGGAGUAUUAAAAUGUCCAAUUGUAAAAGUCUUACGAGUUUACCAUCCAACAUUUUUAAGAUGAGGUCUCUUUGUGAUCUUAAUCUUAAUGGUUGCGCGAAUUUGAAGAGCCUUCCGGAAAUCUUACAGCCUGUGAAAAUUUCAAGACGGCUUUAUUUAAGCGGAACGGGGAUUAGAGAUAUGGCUAACCUUUUGCGUCUCGAUCUUUCUGAUUGUCCAAAACUUGAAUAUUUUCCAUUCUCAAGUGGUUUCCACCGUUGGAAUUUGGAAACUCUUGAUCUCAGUCGGUCUACUAUAAUAGCAAUCCCUACAAGCGUCGGAGAUCUUUCUAAGCUGAGAACGAUUUACUUAGAAAAUUGCAAGAAUCUUCGUUCUAUACCAGAGCUUCCAUUGGGUUUGCAAUUUCUUGAUAAAAGAGAAAGCACGUCGUUGGAGCUUCCAUUUGUGAUUGCUUGA